Fusarium odoratissimum NRRL 54006 is the source of this 2463-nucleotide messenger RNA. RefSeq lists its product as uncharacterized. The transcript is spliced from 3 exons. The coding region runs from base 1227 to 1586 and encodes 119 amino acids. The record is from RefSeq and is a predicted model, not a curated record. Lineage: Eukaryota; Fungi; Ascomycota; Sordariomycetes; Hypocreales; Nectriaceae.
GCGCGGCAUUAAAAGUCUGUUCUAGGCAGCAUAAAUCACAAGGAUUUGAGGUGAAAUUGUUUAUUCAGUUCUUUUGCGGUGUUCUACGGAUGAUUCUAAUAAUACCCCGACUCGGUCAUCCCUGCGAUAACGAAUAUUGCCUUGCUUUUUACUCGCCCAUGCCCGAUGUGUCGUCAUUGUGCAGUGGGAUAAUAGUUAUUAUCAGGGAAUAAGAUUCAUCUUGACUUGCUGUCCAAGUCCUCAAAAUCUAAUAGUGAAGAGUCGACUCAUAUCCUGGCUAUUCUAGCCGGAGACGAAGGAGUUUGUUAUCAAUUGUCGGAGUGUAUUUUGCAGGGAUACUGAGGAACAUGGCCGCGGUGAGUUUGACAAAGAUGACUUGACCAAACGGUUUCGUCAGCAGCAACUCAAGCCUAGGUACAAAUAAGCAGUUAACUCGAGAACCAGACGCUCGUCUGUAAAACAAGCGUGGUUCAAUACAAGUUUACUCAGAUUGAGCCGCAGCGAAUUGGUUUAACUUUGACCACGUCUCAUUCCUUGAGAUAUAACAAGGCCCGUCGUGGAGCUAAGACAGAAGAUAUCAAAGCAUUAGUUGGAUGAGAGUUUAUUAGAAACAGUAAACUCAUACAAACAGCAUUGAUCUAUGCAAUCAAUCACCAGUAGCAAAUUCAAGUGGCCCUUAUCCACCAGAUGCUCCGUUCAUCUCCAGCUUCAAGCGUCUUGGCCUGCAUUUCGUCCCCGCCAAACAAGCUCCAGACCGAUCUCUCAUCCAUGAUGAUGGUAUCACCAGCGGAAGAACAAAACAUCCGCCCAGGAACAAUUAAACAAUCUGAUUCAAUUCAGUUUAGCCAGCAACUGAUCGUCCAAUCCCCUGUCCUCUGACGCGCAGCUUACAGUAGUGAGCUUCCCGGUUGCGGGGUAGCAACCACCCAAGGUGGCAUGCUCACUAAACAGGUGAGCGGCCCAAGCCAACCACGCCCGACGAAACAUCCAAUGCGCAUAAACAUGGCAUUGCGCUGCCGCAUCAACGGCCCAUUUCUGAGACCUUAGCUUGAGAUUGUUGGAGUAGAUAAACUCAAGACCGCCGCAUCCGUUUCUUCUGAGACCUGUUUACCUUUUUCUUCUCCAAACUUUGUCGCAACCACUUACACCAGUACUUACUACACUUACACACAUUGCUCUGAACUUGACUACCCUGUUUACCAAGCUUACACUUAUACUAUACCAUCAUGGCCGACACUGAGCAGCAGCCCAAGCUCGUUGACGAGUCUCCCAUCUCUCCCGUAGAACGACGAAACUCCCUGGAAGCUCACCUCAAACACCGCCCCGAACGCUCCGAGCUCGUAGAGAAGAACAUCCUCCCAGCCUCUACGGCAGCGCCAGGCCUCCAGGCGCAUCAGAAAGAGCUCGAGAAGCACAUGCUCGAGGAUAAGCUUAACGACAAGAUCUCACACCGUCCAGACCCAGAGGCUCUUAUUAAGGAGGGCGUCUUGCACGACGACCCGCGUACUGUUGCCCAGGACGAAGCAGCCAAAAAGUACGAAGAGGCCAUCGAGGACGAGUAUGCCAAGCGUGAGGGUGGCGCUUGAGCAUGAUGUCAUGCGACGGGGUCAUGAUGCCAGAAAUGGAAAUUUUUUUUGGUAACGAAAUGAUUUGACUGGACUGUGAAUGGAUGGUUGUGUAUACAAUUGAUAUGAAAUGAAUGGGCGCUAUUAAGCCUGGCUUGGGCAGUGGUAAUUGCUAUAGUAUAUCGACACUGUAAAAUCCCGAAAUGCCCAAAGCCUCAUACGACUGUGCACUAACACGAAGCUUGGGGUGUGAGGAUACAACGCUGACUGUUGUCCACACACCAUUUGGGCAGAGACAAAGCCAUUGAUCCGCAGAAAGUGGGAAUUCCAUCUCAUCUUUUUACAGUCUAAGCCAUUUUAAUGGAAAAUUCCAACGUGGAGAAACUCUUCAAACACUUCCAAAGUGGAGGAGACACUGCAUAUCAGAAGCUCUAAAGCACCCCUGCCACGGGUUGGGCUGCAGGUACCGAGCGGGAGGGAACCCAAGGACCCGAUCCACUCGCAGAGACCCAACCCAACCCGUCACACCAUCAGUAAAUUUUUGUGUCUUGGACCCUUUUUUGAAAUUUCCAAAAAUCAAGGAAAAAGCACAGAUGAAAUUAGAAAGGAGCUGAAACAGCUGAAUGGUGUGUUGGAAAUUUUCUUCCAUGGUCUCCAAUUUAGGUCGCUAUAAUCGGACCAGUCCGGCGGGCCGUCUCACAUCUCAUCCAGCCAUCUCGACUUGUAAGAGGUCAAGACGGGAGAUUUGGCCCUUCUAAAAAGUUCAGCGCGGACCGCAAGGUGUCCGACGCUCGAAUAGUAAAAGUACAAAGAAUGAUACAAGCAGAAAGAAAGGGAAAAGAAAAACAGUCUCGGCUCAAUCCAACCCGUCUCAGUGUCUAUCAAUCUUGGUUAUCGU